CACCUGUUUACGACAUAUCUCAUGGGUGAAAGAAGAUGACCUAAAUAUAGAUAUUUUUGGGGGCUGUGCAUCACUGCAAAGUAAAUGCCACAAUGAGUACCAGGGAAAAUUCACUGGCUUCGGUGACUUCUGACACUUUAAGUUCCUUCAGCAUGAGGCUGCGCAAAAUGUCAACAGCGAGUGCCCUGAAUAUUAAUCCUAUCUCUGACAGCAGAGUAAGUCGGAAGUUUCUGCAGCCGAACAUGGCGUCUGAUUGGGUAGAACGGGCUGCUGAAAGAGUGAGGAGACUAGACGACUGGUAUGGAGUAGUUAAAAGACAGUUGAUGAUCCACCAGAAUGCUGCCACUGGUUUAUUUCCCUGUAACUUGGCCAAGGCUCCCAAUGAAGCCCAUGUUAGGGACAGUGUAUACUGUGCUGCUGCCAUAUGGGCACUCUCACUGGCAUACAGGAAGCAAGAUGACGACCAGGGACGUACAUAUGAACUUGGCCAGUCUACUGUGAAGUGCAUGAGAGGAAUCUUAGCCUGUUGGAUGCAGCAAGCAGACAGGGUGGAGCAGUUCAAACACAGCCAAAGUGCCAAGACAGCCUUACAUUCAAAGUUCAACAUAAAAACUGGUGCUAUUGUAGUGGGAGAUGGGGAAUACCAACAUUUGCAGAUUGACUGUGUGGCUCAGUACGUGCUGUUCUUGGUACAGAUGAUCUCAUCGGGUCUGCAGAUUAUCUAUACCACAGAUGAAGUGAAUUUUGUUCAGAACUUGGUGUACUACCUGGAGAGGGCAUACAGGACUCCAGACUAUGGGAUGUGGGAGAGAGGCACCAAGUACAACAACGGCAACAGUGAGCUGCAUGCCAGCUCCAUAGGGAUGGCAAAGGCAGCCCUGGAAGCUAUCAAUGGUUUCAAUGUCUUUGGCGACAGUGGCGCCUCUUGGUCUGUCAUAUAUGUCGAUGUGGAUGCCCACAACAGAAAUAGGACAAUCUUUGACUCCAUGUUGCCAAGAGAAUCUAAUUCCAAGAACACAGACUGCUCUCUGAUUCCUGUGGUCUCCUGGCCCGCCUUUGCCCUUCAUGACGAGAAUCUCAGACAACGCACCAUAGACAAGGCUGUCCGCAAGCUGAAAGGAACCAGUGGCAUGAAGAGGUUUCUGCGGGACGGCUAUGGCACAGUGGUAGAAGACAAAAGCAGGAAGUACUACAGGCCAGCAGAAAUAAAGAAUUUUGAUGGUAUUGAAUGUGAGUGGCCCCUAUUUUUCCUGUAUAUGAUAAUUGAUGGAAUCUUCAAGAAUGACCAGGAGAAAGUGAAGCAAUACAUGGAGCUAGUCAAACCAUUACUGGCAUUUACACCUGAUGGAGUGAUAGUCCCCAAGUAUUUCUACGUGCCCCUGGAUCUGGUGGAUGCAGAGAAGGAGAAGCCAGGCAGUCAGAUGAGGGAACCCAGUGCUGAGGAGGACACGGGGCACCUGUUUCUGUGGGGACAGGCUGUGUACAUCAUCUCACAACUAUUGUUUGAGAAUUUGGUUCAUCCAGCCGAAUUGGAUCCCAUCAAGCGCCACCUUCCCGCUGCCGCUCGCCCCCGACAGAGCACUCGUUAUUCCUUCUUCCAGCACCAGGAGAUGGUGGGUACAGCAAACGACCUCAUCGUGCAGAUCGUUCUCAUAGCCGAGAGCGUGAGACUACAGCAGAUGUUGGCAAACUACGGCAUUCUCACCCAGACUCCCCACGAGAUUGAACCCAUACAGGUGUGGUCACCUAACGAACUGACCAAAGCCUUCAGCUACCUGGGAAUUAACAACAAGCUGGGCCUGACUGGACGUCCACUUAGGCCAGUUGGUGGACUGGGCACUUCUAAGUUGUACCAAGUGUGUGGUCACAUUGUGGUGUGUUUUCCACUUUUAUUUGAGCUCAGUGACUUCUAUCUCUCUCAAGACAUGACUUAUGUCAUUGACGAUGUCAAGAGUGACCUUGCCUUCCUGGCCAAAUGCUGGAAGCUGUCAGGUCGGCCUACCUUCUGUAUGCUGAUCAGAGAGGAGAAUAUCCGCGGCCCCAGCACUAAGGAGUUCCUGGACUUGCUGGCCGAGUUUAAAGGUGGCCAGGUCGGAGACAUCAGAGUGAGGCUAGGGAGAUUACAGAGUCUUAUCCCAGCUGCUUGUAUAGAGAAUCUGGACUUCCUCCAGUCUUUGAUAGAGGACUCUGAGUGCACCUUCCGCCAUGUUGAAGAACUCAAGCUCGGCUCCUCAUUCAAGAGUUUGACUGAAAUUCCGAAGGUUGUGCCAGAAGAAGACAUAGCCAUCAACAUAGAGGAACUAAAGCAGCUCUCUUCGCGUGAUAUAGUCCAAAAACUACAUGGCUUUGACAAUAUGCAUGCUCAGUCUCAGAUCUUGGGUGUCCUACUAGAGAGAGAGGGGAUGGAGUACCGUAUCGAUGACUCCACUAUUGAACAGAGACUUGAGCGGCUACUUCGAAAUUCUGGGAGAAAGAAGAACUGGGCGGUGGUCAGAUAUUGUGCAGCUUUGUUGGGAAAACUGGUGGACAGUCUUGCCCCUUCUAUCACAGCUAUACUGGUCAGGGGGAAACAAGUGACUAUUGGAGUAUUUGGCCAUGAGGAGGAUGUGAUAGGCAAGCCCAUGGCUCCCAACCAAAUCAAAGACAUCAUCUACAGCAAGUGUAUGCCCUAUUCCAUCAGCCAGGCAGUCCUACAGCAGGAGAUUAUACUUUGUAUUGGGAAGUUCAUCUCUACUUUUCCAGAACUCUUCAGUGGGAUACUCAAGAUUAGGAUUGGAUGGAUGAUAGAGGCCAUGCGUCUAGAGAUUGCCAACCUGGAGGGAACAGAGCUCUCCCUAAUGGCUCUGUCUCCCAGUGAGAUUAAAGAAGUCCUGUUAACAGUGCUUGGAAAAUAUGACAGGAGUAUCCCUAAAAGAGCUCCCCUUCACAAGCGGCAGCUGGAUGGUGCUCUGGGCAGAGUCCCUAUUGAUUUCUAUGACAGGGUGUGGGAGAUCUUGGAGAAAACACCAGGGGGGAUCAAGGUAGCUGGGUACCUGCUCCCCCAGCAACCCACGUUAUCAGACAUGACAAUGUAUGAGAUGAACUUCUCCCUGCUUGUUGAACAGAUGCUCAGUAAAAUUCUGGAUCCUGCUUACAGAUCUGUGAUCGUGGAGACACUUACGGUUGUGUCCACAAUCUUGAGAAGAAAUCCUGAGAUAGAGUUUCCUGCAGCAGUAGAACUGGACAGGAUUGUACACGAAGCUUUUGAGAUGUUCAAGCGUGAGCUGGUUGUUCACGAGAGCAAAGAGAAAGAGGACACUACAAAGGACAAUAUGUUUGUCUUUUAUAACACGCCCCCCAAUGCAAGGCGUGGAACCAUGUGCUACAUUGUUAAAGCUGUAUUGAACACCUUACUGCAGGGUGCCAUACACACCAAAGAGGAUGAUAAUUGCUGUGUCUCUUGAUUGGUUGCAUUACAGUUGAAGAAUGACAUACGUGCAAUUUGCUACCUCCGCCAAGGAGGCUAUGUUUUUGCUUUUGUUGGUCAGAGCAUAGCUUAACUGUAGACCUAUAAAAGGUUUGAAGUAUUUUUUAAUAAAAAAAAAUCAAGAUAGAUCAGCAAUGAAAUAUCUUGGAAUCAGAUUAAUUAAUUAAUCAAUGAAUCAAGCUGCCUUGGCGGAGGACUUUGCUAUCUUAGUGCUUUUCUAGUUCAGUAGUUUGAUUAUUGUCAAGGAAGAACUGGUACAUGAACCAUUACAAGUACUGUUCU
Molecule: messenger RNA, 3748 nt
Organism: Lingula anatina
Lineage: Eukaryota; Metazoa; Brachiopoda; Lingulata; Lingulida; Lingulidae
Product: phosphorylase b kinase regulatory subunit beta
Biological process (GO): glycogen metabolic process
Cellular component (GO): phosphorylase kinase complex
Molecular function (GO): calmodulin binding
Source: RefSeq, a predicted model, not a curated record